GCCGGCGGAUCCACUAGGACGUGCCUGUUCUCCAACCAGGAGUCAGCGAAGGACCAGCGAAGGAUUAUCGAGAAGGCGGCGAGGGACAGGCGAAUAUCUAGACGAGCGAGGCAUAAACCCGGCGUUUUCAGAGAUGACGUACAACUGGGCGUGGUUGCUGCUGUUCUCGCUGGUCUCCAUAGGCACGUGUUUGCCUAUAGAAGAUGUGAAGAAAGUGGAUCAGGUCAUGAAACCGAAAUCAAAACGGGCGCAGGAGAUGCUGAUGUUCGGCAAUCAGCAAAAUCGUCGAGCCAAUGCCGCUAGCGAAUCUUUCACGUCAAACGCAGAGAAACGGACCCUCGCUUCUUCGGGACUGGGGAGCCUAAAAGCGGCUCUCGCCGAGGAAACCAACAGCAAACCAACUCAACCGAAAUCGUCGUCCAGCAACGCCAUGUACGAACAAGAGACAUACGCACCGUACGACGCAAGUUACGACUACGGCAAAGUCUUGGUAAACGAGGUCGAGGAGGACGGACCGCGCGUCUGGGACGUGCCGCCGUAUUCGCGGUACUACACGAGCGAGGAUCGGCGCAAGAGGUCGGAGAAGUCCACCGCAACCGCGCGGCCCGCUACCACGCUGCAACCUCCAGCCAGCUCGUACCAAACGCCGACGCCUACGCAGCAACCGGUGCAGGCCCAAGUUAAGAGGAGCAUCCCGUUCUACCAGGAACCGCGAUACAAGCGAGAGUUGCCUCUAGACAUCGAUCCCGAGGACGUGUUGGCCAUUCUGUCACUGUGGGAGAAUGAGCGGCGCAACGGAAAUUGGCGCAAAUAUGCCAACGAGGAGUACGAGAAUAUAAUGGACGACAAUGGUUUGCUUGCAGACGAGGAGGACCCUAGAAACGCUCUUCCAUGGUUGGACACGCCGGUGUAUCCCUCGAGGCACUACGCUGCUGACACAUUGUCACCCUCUGACAUCGGAAUAGUCCGAACUCACCCGCCCAGUUAUUACGAGCAGUUGGGGAACCAGUUAGAUCAGCAGUACGGAGGUACCACUCAGUAUGGCAAUCCCCAGUACGGCAGCUCGCAGUACGGCAAUUCGCAAUACGGUUUCGUUUAUCCUCAACGUGCCUACUACCCUCAGGAGAAGAGGUUCAUGGUGUCUAAGAAACGAUCACAAAGCUACGAUCCGUAUUCCGCUGCUCAACUGCAGCUGAGCUCGCAGCCGCGAAGCUAUCAGUAUCCCCAUCGCGUGGUUUAUUAAAUAAUCUGCGACGUUUGGAGCUGCGCGAGGAAAUCAGGAAUCUUUCAAAUCCAUCAGACAAAACGGGGAAAGGAGAACUAAGCAGCUGACGUUUCCGGGAUCCGGCACUCUCUUUCUCUCUCUCUCUUUCUCUCUCUUUCGACGGACGGCCCUCGCUGUCGCUCCUCUUCGGCUAUUCCUCCCUUUCUCUCGCAGGAGGCGGAACAAAGGCAGCGCGAUGGCGACGACACAGAUUUGUUUGUUCUAAGGAACACGGUGCUCACUGAGGAAAGCUUUCCCCAGGUCGCAAGAGCCGCGCCGAGGAACCGAACGACAUUGGACACUCUGAAGAGACAAAUCUACUCCGAACUCCCCGAAACACUUCGGAUAUACGCGAGACGACAAGUACAUGUAUCCAGGAUGCAGUUGAUCUCGUAGCAAGUGUUCCUCCGCGAUACCGAGGGCGAACACACUCGGACGGGUCCCUUCAGUAAAUGAAUUCUACCAGACAUAUCAGAGUCGACGACUCAAUCCGAAAUAAUUCGCGGUAUUACUUAUCGAGAUCAAUCAAGCGGUCUCGUCGAGUUCCCAAUCCGGAGAUCGCGAUGACUAAAAAUGACAAUGGUAUCAAUCGAAGCUCCGGCGCGCUCUUGCCACUUGCUCGCUUAAUGGUAACGUUACGAUUUUAAGCUCCUUUUGCGUGUAACGCGGGCGACGCGCCCGUUAAUGACGCUGCGACUGAAUGAUUAAACAAUCGUAGUUUCGAAUCAAAUUAUCCUCAGGCUUGAUUUCGAUAUAACUUCAUGACUGAUAUAUAAUAUAUAUAAAUAUAUAUAUAUAUACACACACAUAUGUAUGUACAUGAGGCGAUAUAUAGUUUUGUUCGCGAGAUUUAGCAUGACUAGAAUAGAUCUACUCGUGUAAAACGUCAAGAGGAUGAGAAGAAUCGGAGGGACAGAGAAAACGGAGGCGAGAAACGUUUCAGAACAAAAUCUUCUAUCGAUGUAUACGUGUAUAAGACGGGAAAAGAGAAACGAAAAACUCGAAUGAAGAACUCGUUGAGGGAAAUUUCGCGCUUCAGUGCCACGUGCCUACACGGCAGGUCGAGGAACGCAUUGAAGAGUCGAAGCAUCUCCGCGAAACUUCGGUAGCUGCGCCAAAUGCAGAGUGUCAAAAAUUACGUGUACCUUACUAAUUGAGGAGGCGCGAAUGAAACGUGUUUAAAUCGAAAUCGUUAAUUAAAUGUAAAGAGAUUUUAAACGAUCGAACCGCGUCUCGUCACAUUUUACUCAUCCGCAUCCCUGGAAAGCCAGAAACGCGCAAACGCGAAUUUUAUGGGCGUAAAUAAUAAUAAUACGAACGAGUUCUCGUGAGGUUUCCUUCGAACCAAACACGGCCUUCCAUAUUCAACACUCCGAGGAGACUGAACAUCUCUAUGUAAUUAAUUAAUAUAGUACAUUACACGCGGUUUUGUAAACGAUGCAUGUAUACUUUUCUGUUCUCUCGUCCAUCUCUUGAUUGAGCAUCUUCAAUUAAUUGAUUGAUACGAUUAAUUGAUUGCAGAUACAGGGCGGCUCAUGUUUCCUGCGUUACUUCUUACGAUAUAUAUCAAAUAAUUUCAUAUUGAUCUUUUUUCCAGCGAAAGCUCUAUAACAUGAGUGCCAUGAGUUUUUGUAGAAUACAUGUCGAAAAGUGCCCAACAACGCGAUCGCGCUUCUGUGUUUCAUGCUGAUGAAUACCAGUCGAGUUUUAUCCAAAAAAUUAUCAAGUUACCCUUUUUUAUGUUUUCAUAUACUAAAAGUUGUUUAAAUUUAAUAAAAUCCCUUCAAAUUAUCCGAUGAAUUUGGACGCAUUAUUAAGUCUACUGAGGCAAUGCGGUGGCACUUUCAACGAGAAGCAGCAGCGGCGCGAUUCCAUGGCAUUCAAAUGGCGAGAGAAAUCAUUUAUAAUUCUUUUCAUUUAUUGUUUAUGUAUUUGUAUAAAUUUCGCUGCAGUGAUAUAUAAGUUUCGUCCGGUACAUUCAGUAUUUGCUAUGUCGCGAAUUAAUGUUACAUAAGUGGACGUAAAUGUUAUCGCAAAUGGAAAAAAAAA
This is a messenger RNA of Ooceraea biroi (clonal raider ant), 3313 nucleotides long. Its product is annotated as prohormone-2. The record is from RefSeq and is a predicted model, not a curated record. Lineage: Eukaryota; Metazoa; Arthropoda; Insecta; Hymenoptera; Formicidae.